UACCCCCUCUUCAUCUCUUAAUAACUCCUAUUCCUAUUCCAAUCCCAAUUUGUCUUCCUAGUUUUUUUUUCUAGCAUUGCAAGUAAAGAAACUCUUCUUAGGCUUCCUCUUAACUCUCAUUCACAUUCCCCAUUUUUCUUUUGCUACAAAACAGAGUGAAAGCAGAGUACACUAUUCUCUGUUCUUCAAGAUUGUAUUUCAAUAUAGUAUUAACUGAUUACUUGAACAUAAUUUAGGAGUGACAAUGACUCAGCAGAAUGUGGUAGUGUCCGAUCCUAAAUCCGGUAUUAAUUUGACAAUACCGGUGAAGGUAUCAAACUCCCCCGCACUGUUCACGAAGCCGCCACCGGCGCCAGGGAGUUGCAUCACCAUUUCAAGAAAGACACUUGUUGAAAUAAAUAGUGGUCCAAGAAUCAAUUCUUGGGUUGACUCAAUGAGAGCUUCCUCUCCUACUCGUCACAAGUCCACUAGUCCUCUUUCUGAUGACAUCAAUUCUUGGAUGGUGCAACAUCCAUCAGCACUGGAUAUGUUUGAGCAGAUAAUAAGUGCUUCAAAGGGAAAGCAAAUAGUAAUGUUUUUAGACUAUGACGGCACCCUUUCCCCCAUUGUUGAGGAUCCUGAUCAAGCUUUCAUGUCUGAUGCUAUGAGAGCAACAGUGAGAAAACUUGCUAGAUAUUUCCCUACUGCAAUAGUGAGUGGAAGGUGCAGAGACAAGGUAUACAACUUUGUACGAUUGGCAGAGUUGUACUAUGCUGGAAGCCAUGGAAUGGAUAUAAAAGGACCAUCAAAAGGUUCCAAAUACAAGAAAGGAGCAGAAGCUGUUCUUUGCCAACCAGCAAGUGAAUUUCUACCAAUGAUUGAUGAGGUUUACAAAGCACUCAUUGAUGCAACAAAAUCUACAGAAGGAGUUACAGUGGAGAAUAACAAGUUUUGUGCCUCUGUACAUUUCCGCCGUGUUGAUGAAAAGAAAUGGGGUGAACUAGCACAAGUCGUAAGGUCAGUGCUUAAGGAAUAUCCAAAGCUGAGAUUAACACAAGGAAGAAAAGUAUUUGAGAUCCGUCCUACUAUUAAAUGGGACAAAGGCAAAGCUCUUGAAUUCUUGCUUGAAUCUCUUGGAUAUGCUAACUGUACUGAUGUAUUUCCUGUAUAUAUUGGUGAUGACCGAACCGAUGAAGAUGCUUUUAAGGUUCUAAGAGAAAGAGGACAGGGUUUUGGCAUUCUCGUCUCCAAAAUUCCAAAAGACACACAUGCAUCUUAUUCUUUACAAGAACCAUCUGAGGUUAUGGUGUUUCUACGACGCUUGGUAGAGUGGAAAAAGUUGUCAUUAAGAAGACAGUUUAGAAUUCGAAGACAAAUUGAAGAGAUAAAAGCAUCUCUACGGAACUAAUGAAGAAUUAUUGUCCAAAAGUAAUGGACUUAAUGAUGCAUAUAAUGUAUUUUCCUUUUAUAAAUAUAACAAAAGAAGUUGUAAAAGAAAAGGUGGAAAAGAUAGGCUUUUUGAUCCUUUUCUAUUUGGCUUUAAGGCCUUGUACAUCUUUGUAACUAGCUCUGUACAAGGGUAAAUUGUAAUUUUCCAGUCUUAGCUAAAUGCAUAUAUUGGAAGUUCUCUCUCUAAAUACA
This is a messenger RNA of Nicotiana tabacum (common tobacco), 1620 nucleotides long. Its product is annotated as putative trehalose-phosphate phosphatase H. Gene Ontology annotation, biological process: trehalose biosynthetic process. The record is from RefSeq and is a predicted model, not a curated record. Gene Ontology annotation, molecular function: trehalose-phosphatase activity. Lineage: Eukaryota; Viridiplantae; Streptophyta; Magnoliopsida; Solanales; Solanaceae.